Molecule: messenger RNA, 867 nt
Organism: Lipotes vexillifer (Yangtze River dolphin)
Lineage: Eukaryota; Metazoa; Chordata; Mammalia; Artiodactyla; Lipotidae
Product: calmodulin-like protein 3
Cellular component (GO): myosin II complex
Molecular function (GO): calcium ion binding
Source: RefSeq, a predicted model, not a curated record
AUGAGGCCCCCAGAGACACUGAGGGUGCAGGUGGAAGGAUUAAAGGCAGGACCCGGACUUCAGGCAACCGCAGGGCGGGGAGCGUGCACGGUGAGGGACAUCCCGGCUCCAAGUCAAGCCGGGGCCAGAACAUCAGCCGCCGGCCCCGCACCCGGCCACCUCCCGGCGCCCCGCCACACCCGUGUGCAGGACCGCCUCCCCGCAACGGUCAGGGCCGAGCAGCCGACCGAGGAGCAGGUGGCCGAGUUCAGAGGGGACGGCGCCAUCAGCACGCAGGAGCUGGGCGCCGUCCUGCGGUCGCCGGGCCAGAACCCCACUGAGGCCGAGCUCCGGGACCUGGUGGGCAAGCUGGACCGUGACGGCAGCAGCACUGUGGGCUUCCCCGAGUUCCUGGGCCUAAUGGCCCGGAAGGUGAAGGGCAGGGACGCCAAGGACCAGAUCCGGGAGGCCUUCUGCGUCUUCGACAAGGACGGCAACGGCCUGAUGGGCGCGGCCGAGCUGUGGCACGUGAUGACCCGGCUGGGCAAGAAGCCGAGCGACCAAGAAGUGGACGAGAUGAUCCGGUCGGCGGACGUGGACGGGGACGAGCUGGUGCGCUACGAGGAGUUCGUGCGCUUGCUGGUCUCCAAGGGCGGCCGCAGCCCCACCCCCACCCAGGGUGUCCGGGGCUCCGCGGGAGGCGCCGGAGGACCUGCCUCCGUUCCCCCGGCCCCUCCGGGCACAGCUCCUCCGCUGGUUGACCUGAUCCAGCUGGAGGCGGGAACCACGGCCCGGUUCCACAUCAGGACCCGAAGCUCCCGGGGCGGCCUGCCUUUGCCGGAUGCCACACGGACCAGAACCGGGGCCUCCAACGAGGCAGCGGGAUAG